CUUAAGCAGUUAUAUCGAAUAAUUCUCUCGAAGAGGUCUCAAUCAAGAUGCAGUUUCAAGUGGUCUUCCUAUUUCUUGUCUUCAUCACUUGCAGCUCAUCCUAUUUUCUUGGCCAUCGAAAUGGAAUAUUAUUAGAUAUGCUUACGAGACCCAAAACGGGUUCUGCACAAACACGAUGCACUGAUGUUUUAUGCUGUCCUGAAGGUUCUAUUUGUGGUAUCGGUACCGCUUACUGUUAUAAUACUUAUGGAGUAUUGCAACAGUUAAUGAAGAGCUGCCAAUGAUAUAACUGAUUGUAUUAUCAUAUUUGAAUUGGAAAGAAAUGUCAGGAUACUGGUGUCCAACAUUGUAGAAUGAAACUGAAAUAAAUGUUUUCAUUUAUUUAAUUUAUCUUGUGAGGAGAUUAUGAGCUCUACGUGUCCUGGAUUUUCAAGCAGCAAUCAUUUAUCUCAGUCAUCGAAGCUUUGGCAGGUGAAGUCACGUGGAAACUAUGGUGCCCGCGGGCAAAGGGUUGGGGACCCCUUUCUUACUGUGUCUCUAAUGUUUAAUUGGGUCCUAUAAGUCUAAAAUGUUUGAGACAAAAACACCUAUAGAAUUGUAGUACUAGAUGGUUGUAUCAUUGUUAAUAAACUUGUAUGUUAAUGUACUGCUAAUUUAUAUUAUUUUUUGUUGUUUUUAUCAUUUUUAUUUUGAUAUGUAAUAGUUUUAUAUUUAUAUAACGUAAAAUACUAUUUAAAAAUUAAAAAAAAAAAACUAUUGAGUUUCAACAAGCAGUAUUUUUUUUUUAACUUAGCAAAAGUUCAUUUUUCAAUUUCUUUUUUUUUAUCCCUUUUACGAUAUGGUUAUGAUCAUAUACUUACGUAGACACUUUUUAAAUGACAUAUUUCACUUUCCUUUUUAAGUAAAAAUUUAGUGCAUAUUUAUUAGAAGAAUUUAAUUUAUAUAUAUAUUUUCACAUUUACUUAUUGUACUUUCU
Messenger RNA from Nezara viridula (southern green stink bug), 976 nucleotides. The record is from the annotation of a GenBank genome assembly. NCBI's taxonomy places the organism in Eukaryota, Metazoa, Arthropoda, Insecta, Hemiptera, Pentatomidae.